Quercus robur (English oak) is the source of this 2727-nucleotide messenger RNA. RefSeq lists its product as uncharacterized. The record is from RefSeq and is a predicted model, not a curated record. Gene Ontology annotation, molecular function: protein dimerization activity. The coding region runs from base 1838 to 2617 and encodes 259 amino acids. Lineage: Eukaryota; Viridiplantae; Streptophyta; Magnoliopsida; Fagales; Fagaceae. The transcript has 2 exons.
GGUGGGCUGGAAUAAAUUGCAUAGACAAAUCAUUAAUGGCUAGAAAUUAAAAAAGACAAAAAUAACUACUCAGCAUAUCUAAUUUAUUAACUAUACAUGAAAUCCCAAUUAUUCAUUUUUAGCACUUUGAAUCAGAUAGAAGCAAAUGAAGGAACACCUAGAUAAAAAAGAAGAAGAAGAAAUGGCAUGAAAUUUAAAGCUGAAUCACAAAAGGUUUAAUAUUUAGAACCCGAAACAACAAAAUUCCUUACAAAGCUUAGCCUAAAACACCCAUUUGGCACCAAUUAAAGGUAAAAGACUCAAAAUUUGAAAGUCAUAGGAUCCUCACUUAAGAGGACAAAGAGAAGGAAACCUACAGAUGAGAUAAAUCAUAAAUAUAACAAAUGGAAUUUUCGUAAGAUAAACAUUCUUGUAAUACGACUAAAUAUUAUAAAUUUUUUGGCAGUGAGGCCAAAGCCCACCUCAGAUAAUAAAAUCAACUCUGUCCCUUUGUCAGGACAGGGAAACUAGCUUGUUUUGAAACGGGUCAAAAGAAAAAAGAAUGAAUCAUGAGCUAAAAGAAGCUUUGGACCAAAAUCAGAGAGUAUUUUUGUGAAAUCUAAUAAUAAAGUCAGGCUAUGAAGCCCUUCCUUCAGCUGGUUUUGGCUUGCCCCCUAGUAAGCAAGUUCUUGGUUCACUCAGUAUUUAAGCACAAAGGCUUCAGCGUUUUCUAUUGAGGAAGACAAAGAAGACCGACACUAGUUUGAUGAUGAACAUGCUUUCAUUGCUUAUGGCGAUAGAGGUUCCAAUGCUCUGCAAAUUUGGUGAUUUGAUGUGUAAUGAGGGGCUAGUUCUAGGUUGGGGAGGAGAAUGCGUCUCAUGCAUUGGAUAUAUGCAUCCUUUCUUUCACAAUGUGUGGGUCACACACAACUGUAGGGGUCCAAACACUAUGAGAAAGAGGAUUCAUAUAUCAGAUCUAUGAGAUCAUUUUUGAUUGGGGAGGUGGAAAAACUAAAAAAUAUAUUUCUAUAUAGGUUUGAAUGUGUCCUGGGAUCAUUUCUAAGGUUUUGUGGUGGGAGUAGUUUUACUUGACAACACUGGAUCUUGUGUAGCAACAGGCAACAUCCUUUCCUUAGGACUUUAACACUAAGUGCUAAGUAAUCGUUUGGGAGAGUAUUCAUUGGUUUAUUGGAUUAAAAAAAAGAGGUGGGAACAAGUUCAUAUAUAGCUAAACAAAAUAAGUAUGGCUGCAGCUAAUAAAACAUAAGGCUCUAACAAAUUGUACAUAAGCCAGAAAAAGCUAAAAAUAAACCCUGGUCAGACCCUGAGAUAAUUUAUUUAUAUGCCCUCAAAAUAUAUUUUUUUUCUUAAAUAAUCUGAUGCUUGAAAUGUUAGAAUUUUAGAGAGUAAAAGAAAUUAACAUGUUUAUCUAAUUAUAUAUAGAAGAUAUUUAGAUAAAGAAGGAGAAAAUUUUAAAGUUUAAACCCAAAAAAUAAAAAUUGUUUAUGAAGAAAUUGUAUGGGCUUUGUGUAGUGAUGUAAGGUUUGGUAUAUAUACAAGAAGAAAACAUAACAAAAAUCGUGUUCAGAUUAUAUAAAAGAAGAAAAAAUACCAACUAAACAACGACGACAGUGAUCAGUUUCACAUGAUACCAGCUGCAACAAUCAUGUUUAUAUACAGAUGGAUACAAGAGCAAGUGAGGUUUGGUGUAUCGCAUAAAAAAAAAUAAAAAAAUAAAAAAUAAAAACAGCAUUAGCCCAAAUUGGGUUGCAUAUAUUCUGUGAGGGAUUAUGUUUUGAAUGAUUUGUGGUGGGACAAGGUUGCAUAUAUUCUGAGAUUCACAGGACCUAUUUAUAAGAUGCUUCGAGUGGCUAACACGGAUGCGCCUAUUCUCCAUAAUGUGUAUGAAAUGUGGGAUUCCAUGAUAGAAAAUGUGAAGAAAGAAAUAUACUGGCAUGAAGGCAAUGAAGACUAUGAGGAGUCUCCAUUCUAUGAGGUGGUACACAGUAUACUCAUUGAAUGUUGGACUAAAAAUUGCACACCACUUCAUUGCCUAGCCCACUCCUUGAAUCCAAAGUAUUAUACUAAUCAAUGGAUUGAGGAAGUUAGAGGCCGUGUUGCGCCACAUAAGGAUGCUGAAAUUUCUAGGGAGAGAAACAAGUGCCUCAAAAGAUUCUUUCCUGAUCUUGAUGAUAGGAAGAAUGUUGCUGUGGAGUUUGGUUUGUUUUCAGGAAUUAUGGCUUAUGAUGAUGAUAACAUGGAUGAUAGGUGGACCUUCGAUCCAAUGCUUUGGUGGUCAAAUUAUGGGUCCAAGUUACCAAUGCUUCAAACUUUAGCUCUAAAGCUUCUUGGACAGCCUUGCUCAUCAUCAUGCGCCGAGAGAAAUUGGAGUACAUAUGGCUUCAUCCAUUGUAUGAGGAGGAAUAGAAUUACUCCUAAACGUGCUGAAGAUUUAGUGUUUGUUCAUUCUAAUCUUCAACUUCUUUCAAGGAUGAGGGAAGAGUACACUAAAGGAAACUCUAAGAAGUGGGACAUUGGUGGAGAUACUUGGGAUGAACCAUUUGGAGGACCUGGGUUGCUUGAGAUUGCUCAUCUCACACUAGAUGAGCCAGAGAUGGAGAUAAGUCUUGUAGAAUGAUGACUAUGUUGAUGAAGAUGAUGUUGUUGUUCUGUGAUAAUCUUGAAAGUUUAAAACUUGUUUUUCUUUUAUGUUUUUAGUUUGAUGUUGAACUUGUUGUUCUAUGGUAA